This is a messenger RNA of Cercopithifilaria johnstoni, 1047 nucleotides long. The record is from the annotation of a GenBank genome assembly. Lineage: Eukaryota; Metazoa; Nematoda; Chromadorea; Rhabditida; Onchocercidae.
AUGGAUGAAACAUUCACUUAUAAAGCUCCAUUGUUCAAAAAUGAGCGUACAACUGUUGAACGAGUAGAGAAGUUUAUUUCCGAGAAUUAUUUUAAAGAUUGCAACUUACGUGGUCGUCUUUACGGGCGAUCAUAUCCGGUCCACGUAAAACAUUGUGAUUUUGGUUUGGAUAUCGUAACAUUUCAUGAUGCUGUGGAAGCUCUUUCCACUCGAGGUGCAGAAGUAGGUGUAGGUUUUAAAUUUGGUCCAACCUGGACAACGCAUUGGUUUCAAAUUGACGUCAGUCUACCUCAGAAUAUUUCUAGUAAAUCAAAAAUUGUUUUACGCUUCGAUCCUAAUUGCGAAGCUCUUCUAUGGUCCGCAGAUGGCCAGCCAAUAAAGGGUUUAUCUCCGGAUUUUGGGCGUACAGAUCUUAUAAUUUCUACUUCUCCAACGGUACAAAGAUUUUACAUUGAGGCAUCAUGUAGCGAUCGAUCUGGUGACGGUGAUGGCAAUGCACUAGGACCCGUGAAGAUGGAUAAAAUAUUCGAACUGAAACGUUGUGAAUUAGCAGAAUACAAUGCAGCAAUUUACGAUCUUAUCAUCGAUUUUGAACUUCUAUUGGAAAUGUCAAAGAUGUUACCGAAAGAAGGAGCAAGGAGAUAUCAGGCCUUGUAUACGGCGAAUGACAUGAUCAAUUGCCUUGUUGUAUCAAAUUUUUCAUUAGAUGCACAAACACAAUGUCAUUUACAAGCUAAAAAAUUUUUCUGCCAACCAAAUGGAGCAAGUCAGAUGACUCUGUAUGCAAUGGGUAAUUGUCACAUCGAUACUGCGUGGUUAUGGCGGUACCGGGAAACAAGGAGAAAAUGUGCUCGAAGUUGGUCUGCAACUCUGCGUUUGAUGGAGAAAUAUAAGGAGAUGAAAUUUGUUAUUUCACAAGCUCAACAAUUAGUAUGGUUGAAAGAAUGCUAUCCGAGUCUUUAUAAGGAUAUGCAAAAAUUCGCAUUAGAUGGACGAUUUGUUGCAGUUGGGGGGGCAUGGGUUGAAAUGGAUGGNAAAUUUGCCUAA